Messenger RNA from Penicillium odoratum, 1206 nucleotides. Its product is annotated as purine-nucleoside phosphorylase. Gene Ontology annotation, cellular component: endoplasmic reticulum. The transcript has 3 exons. NCBI's taxonomy places the organism in Eukaryota, Fungi, Ascomycota, Eurotiomycetes, Eurotiales, Aspergillaceae. Gene Ontology annotation, biological process: transmembrane transport. Bases 1 to 1206 code for a protein of 401 amino acids. The record is from RefSeq and is a predicted model, not a curated record.
AUGCUGGCUCCUAGUCUGCUUGCGCCGCUGCUGCUCGCCAGCACCUUGUGUGCGGCUGCUCCAGCUGUCCACCAUGACGAGAACACGCCCAAGGAGAACUUGAAGAUCACACCGAAAGUGUUCAUCGUUUCAAUGUUCGAGCCUGAGGGUGCGGCCUGGUGGGAUAUUCCCGAAUUCAACCUCUUGGCGCAUAACAUCACAGUCCCCGGUCUCUCGCCCCUCUAUCCCGAUGUUCAUUGCACUGAAAACUACGAGGUCUGCCAAUUGAUCACCGGUGAAUCCGAGAUCAAUGCCGCAACCACCAUCACCUCUGUCGCAUUUUCACCUCUGUUCGAUCUCACCCACACCUACUUCUUCGUGGCUGGCAUUGCUGGAGUCAAUCCCCAGAAAGCAACCCUUGGAUCAGCGACAUUUGCACGAUUCGCCGUCCAGGUUGCUUUGCAGUAUGAGAUCGACAUCCGCGAGCUCCCCAGCACCUACAAGACUGGAUACAUCCCUCUGGGAGCUGAUUACCCCGACCAGUACCCCACCAGCAUCUACGGCACUGAGGUCUUCGAGCUCAACACCGAGCUUCGGAGCCUCGCUGUCAAGUUCGCCCGUCAGGCUAACUUGUCCGACUCGACUACCGCCCAGGCCUACCGUGCUCACUACGCGACCUCCAGCGGAGAAUACAAGGCCGCAACUCUGGGCCCGUCUAUCGUGGAGUGCGACGUCGCAACCUCGGAUGUUUACUACAGUGGCAACAUCCUAGGCGAUGCAUUUGCCAACUUUACCAAGCUGCUCACCAACGGUACCGGUGAUUACUGCACCACUGCCCAGGAAGACAACGCCACCCUCGAGGCCCUCAUGCGUGCGGCUGUCCACAAGCUCACAGACUUCUCUCGCAUCAUUGUCAUGCGUACUGCCUCGGACUUUGACCGUCCCUACCCCGGUGAAUCCACUGCCUACAAUCUUCUUUACGCCGAUGCCGGUGGUUUCGAGCCCUCCAUCACCAACAUCUACCGUGCCGGUAUCCAGGUCGUUGAAGGCAUCUUGAAUGGCUGGGAAACCACCUUUGCACGUGGCGUGAAGCCUACCAACUACAUUGGUGAUAUUUUCGGCACCCUGGGUGGCCAGCCUGAUUUCGGCCCUGGACGUGCUGAGGCUCUGGAGAACAGUGGGGCUUUCAAGAAGCGCAGUCUCGAUGGCCGUCUUCGUCGCAAGUAA